ACAUGCAAUACAUUCAUCAUCAGGCAUGUCUGACCGAACCGCGGUGUAGGCAGCCCAUUCGCUCCAGGCGAAACCCGCUCUCCCCAGCUAUUCAGGAGCGACUUGGUGGCGCGCUACUCAUCUGCUCGCAGCUCGAGCUUCGUUAACAGGCUCACUUCUAAACGCCGCCUUUUAGAGAGUCAACGUAUCGGUAACCGAUAACAGGGGGACUUCACUGCCAGGUCACACGUUCACAUGCCGGUCAUUAGAGUUUUCCGUUGAUCUAUCCUACAUUUCUCGCUCAAGCGUCCGUUCAAUAUAGAUAUAAAUACAACUGUCUUGGACUCUGGCUGGGGGAUGUUGUAGGCUCGUGGCGUUAACAGGUAGGCGAGAUAAGCUUGUGUGCUCGUUCUGUGCCAACAACGGAAGAGAGAGGCGGGUUGUGCUUGAAACCCACGAAAAGACAGCAAGAAAGGAAGAGUAGUUGCUGCAUAUGCUGUAGCUAAUGGGGAUCCUAAUAAACUCAACUAAACAGGUAUUCCACAUUCUCACCAGUAUCGAUUUCCAGGUCGUAUUCGCUCCACGCAUCUGAUUGACCUUUGACGGACGUUUGAUUGGUGGAUGUAAUGCCCAUAUACAUCAUCGAUCGAAAAUUUCCAGAGACACCUGGUGAGUCAUUACAGCCAGCAGCUGAAGGAGUGUUAAGCAUGGUGGAGACCGUCCCCCCAAAGUCGGCUAAGAAGCUCCACUGGACCUCUCUGGAGAUCGGCCUGCUCACUAUCGUCUCCCUCCUCUUCAUCGUCAUAGUGGCCCUCAUCGUCCUCUUCGCCACACAACGGACUGAUAGCGAUGGUGUCUGCACCACGGCGGACUGCACUCAGUCAGCGUCUCGUCUGUUAGAGAACAUGGAUGCCAAUGUGGACCCGUGUGACAACUUCUACCAGUACGCCUGUGGAGGCUGGUUGAAGAAGAACGUCAUCCCAGAGACUAGCUCCCGAUACAGCACCUUCGACAUCCUACGAGACGAACUGGAGGUGGUCCUCAAAGGUGUUCUAGAGAGAAGCGUGGAGGGGGAGGCCAGUGCCCUCACUAAAGCCAAGACCCUCUACAGAUCCUGCACCAAUGAGAGUCAGAUUGAGAAAAGGGGCGGAGCUCCUUUACUAGACAUACUUCCUAAUGUGUUUGAGUGGCCAAUAGCAACAGACCACUGGGAGACUGUCUAUGGGAACACAUGGAAGUUGGAGGAUGCCAUUGCCAGACUAAAUGAGAAAUAUGGAACUCAAGUCUUGGUUAAUUUUUUUAUCGGCACUGAUGACAAAGACUCCAAUUCACACAUCAUUCAUUUUGACCAGCAAACCAGCCUUGGUCUCUUAUCCAGAGAGCAUUAUACCUGCACCGGGCCCUACGCAGAGCCAUGUAGAGCAUAUGAACAGUUCAUGAUAGACGUGGCCAGGUUGAUCCGUACCGACCGCAGCCUAGAGGUCAACGAGACCCAAAUCAGAGAGGAGGUCACCAGGGUCAUUGAGCUGGAGAGGGAGAUCGCCAAUGCAACUGAUACUCCAGAGGACCGUAACAACCCAGUUCUCCUCUACAACAAAAUGGAGCUGGGUGUUCUCAAUGCUAACUUCAGCCUGGAGGUCGACACACAAGUGAUGAUGAACCCCUCCUCUCAGGUGUUUGACUGGAGUUACUUCACCAGGAAGAUCAUGGGGACGGUUGGCAUCACUGUGCCUGACACAGAGAAUGUUAUCAACUACGCACCUAACUACUUCAGACGACUCAACCCUAUCCUAGCCAAGAACACUAAGAGAGUCCUGCAGAACUACAUGGUGUGGCGUUUUGUCAUGAACAUGGUGGUGGGUUUGAGCAGACAGUACAGGGACACCAGGAAAGCCUUCCGCAAGGCGCUGUACGGUGCCACGUCGGAGGCGGCGGUUUGGCGGCAGUGUGUCAUCUACGUCAACAACAAUAUGGACAACGCUGUCGGAAGACUGUACGUAGAGGAGUCCUUUUCUGGGGAGAGCAAAGAACUGAUGGAAGAGAUGAUCUCUGUGAUACGGGACGUAUUCAUCAGUAACUUAGACCACCUAAGAUGGAUGGAUGUAGAGACCAAGAAGGCUGCUGAGGAGAAGGCACAAGCUAUCCGUGAGCGGAUUGGCUACUCCGACAACAUCAAGAAUGACACCUACCUGAACAACGAGUAUAGAAAUUUGAGCUACAGUGCAGAGGAGUACUUUGAGAACAUCCUCCAGAACCUGGACUACGUACAGAAGAAACGUCUGAGGAAGCUACGGGUCAAAGUUAACAAAGAAGAAUGGGUAACAGGAGCAGCCGUUGUCAACGCCUUCUACUCCUCAAGCAAAAACCAAAUAGUGUUCCCAGCUGGCAUCCUCCAGCCUCCGUUCUUCGGUAAGGGCCAGACCAAGUCUCUGAACUUUGGCGGUAUCGGCAUGGUGAUCGGACAUGAGAUCACACACGGGUUCGAUGACAACGGUCGUAACUACGAUAAAGAUGGUGACCUGAAGGACUGGUGGACGCCAAGCUCCACCCAGAACUUUGUGAAUCUGUCCAAGUGCAUUGUGGACCAGUAUGGAAGCUUCUCCUGGGACCUGGCCAACGGGCUGAAUCAGCUCAGUGGGAAUAACACUCUGGGCGAAAACAUCGCAGACAAUGGAGGCAUACGUCAGUCCUACCAGGCAUACCUGAACUAUGUGGAGAAGAAUGGGAAUGAGCCUCUCCUGCCUGGAAUAAACCUCAACCAUCAACAACUCUUCUUUGUCAACUUCGCCCAGGUGUGGUGUGGAACACAUCGACCAGAACAAGCUGUCAACUCCAUCAAAGUAGAUGUACACAGUCCAGGAAAGUUCAGGGUUCUGGGGUCCCUCCAGAACUUCCCAGAGUUUGCCAAGGCCUUCAACUGUCCCAAGAACAGCUACAUGGUGCCUGACAAGACUUGUCAAGUCUGGUGAUACUGUAGUCCUGACACUAGCCUUGCCCUGAGGCUGGUGGAGGGUGAGAUUUGGGCUUGUGUCCUCUUCCCCCUCAUCACCUCAUUUUCCCGCCUGCCUGUUAGAGCACUAUUCUGGGACAUAGUCGAUGUUCCCCAGUUCACUUCAGGGUGGGACCAGGACUGCUGAUCGUACAGAACAACCAGCUUCAAGGGACUACAGAGGGCUGUUCAUAUCCAGCUCUUCACCGGAUCACCCAGGUCACCGCUUUCCACUGAAUACAGUCACGCCAAUCACAAUAUAUAUAUAUUUUUUUUGGGGGGGGGUGGAAUUGAAAAUGUACUUUUCAAUUAAAUUUCUCCCUUUGCAUUUCAAUCAGAAUUCUUCUUUUUGACAGACAGACAGACAGACAGACAGACAGACAGACAGACAGACAUUUGAACCACGUCCAUUAUUCUAAACUGUCACUUUGUUUGUCCAAAAUGUUAUUUGUUUUACAUGAUAUAUAAACCAAAAUGUAUACUGUAUAUCAAUACGUUCUAGAUGAGUAUACAUUGACAGUGAUCGAUAGUCUCCCCUGUAUAGGGGGGAUUCUGUUUUAUUGUAUAUUUAAGAAAAUAACAUUUUAUUUGACUGACUAUACACCAAUGAGUAUAAUUAGAAUAGCAUAAAUGUUCUGUAUAUAUGGUCAAAAUAGCUUCAAAAUGGGUGCCAAAUGUUUAUGUCUACAAGCAUUGAACCAAAAUGAAGUUGUUGCCUUGGAAUCAGUUGGGUGACCUAUCUGGUCAGGAAUUGACAUAUACCAAACACAUUCAUAUUUUUAUUUUACAGUAAGAAUGUGAGCUUAAUUUAAACUUCACCAUGUGUUCAGCAAAAGAGGCUGGUGAGGGGGAAUAUAGGAGGACGGGAUCACUGUAAUGGCUGGACUGGAAUCAAUGGAAUGGUAUCAAACACAUGGAAAACAAAGCGUUUGACUCCGUUCCAUCGACUCCGUUCCAUUGAUUCCGUUCCAUUGACUCCGUUCCAUUGAUUCCGUUCCAUUGAUUCCAUUCCAUUGAUUCCGUUCCAUUGAUUCCGUUCCAUUGAUUCCGUUCCAUUGACUCCGUUCCAUUGAUUACGUUCCAUUGAUUACGUUCCAUUGACUCCGUUCCAUUGACUCCGUUCCAUUGAUUCCGUUCCAUUGACUCCGUUCCAUUGACUCCGUUCCAUUGACUCCGUUCCAUUGACUCCGUUCCAUUGACUCCGUUCCAACCGUUAGAAUGAGCCUGUCCUCCGAUAGAUCCCACCUCUUCUGGUGUUCUCGGUGCGUGUGGGUGUUUGUUUAUGUGUGUGUUGAUGUGUGUUUUUUGUCUGGGUGUGACCGCUACAUUUUUCAACAAGCUUACAUAACCCAUAGAGCUACUGCUGUUUUGUGUGUGGGGGGCAGAGGAAGUCUGGUUUGUAGUGAAACCACACCCACCCACCAGUGGAGGCUGAUGAGGGGAGGACGGCUCAUAGUAAUGGCUGGAAUGGAGUCAAUGGAAUGGUAUCAAACACAUGGAAAUCAUAUAUUUGAUACCGUUCCAUUUACUCCAUUCCAGCCAUUACUAUGAGCCGUCCUCCCCUCAUCAGUCUCCACACACACUGUUAACGCCAAAGAUUUCCAAUUUCAAAUCCCUAUAUGAGCCUCUCUGGUUUCCAGCAUUCUCAGACAAGAUUUUCCUGAUUUAAAACCGUGCCACGAAUAACCUCUCCCUCCUCUCUCUCUUAUCUCUUUUUCUUCUCUCUUUUCUCUCUUCUCUUCUCUUCUCUCUCUCACUCACUCACUCUCAUCUCUCCUCUCUCAUCUCUCUCUCUUCUCUCUCUACUCCCUUCUCUUCUGUCUCUCUAAUCUCUCCUCUCUCAAUCUCUUCUCCCUCUUCUGAUUCUCUCCAUUUCUAUUUCUCUAUCUCUCUCUUUUUUUCUCUCAUUCACAUUCACUGUUACACACACACACACACACACACACACACACGGUUAAUGCUAAAGUUUUCCAAUUUCAAAUCCCUAUAUGAGCCUCUCUGGUUUCCAGCAUUCUCAGAUAAUAUUUUCCUGAUUUAAAAGGGUUCCACGAAUAACCUCUCCCUCCUCUCUCAUCUUUUUUUAUUCUCUGUCUCUCUUAUCUAUCUUCUCUCUCUUCUCUCUCUCUCUCUCUCUCCCACCUCUCUCUCUCUCCCUCCUCUCUCAUCUUUUUUUAUUCUCUGUCUCUCUUAUCUAUCUUCUCUCUCUUCUCUCUCUCUCUCUCUCCCACCUCUCUCUCUCUCCCUCCUCUCUCAUCUUUUUUUAUUCUCUGUCUCUCUUAUCUAUCUUCUCUCUCUCUCCCACCUCUCUCUCUCUCCCUCCUCUCUCAUCUUUUUUUAUUCUCUGUCUCUCUUAUCUAUCUUCUCUCUCUUCUCUCUCUCUCUCUCUCUCCCACCUCUCUCUCUCCCUCUUAUUUUCUCUCUUCUCUCUCCCUCUCUCUCUCCUCCUUCUCUCUUCUCUCUCUCUUCUCUCUCUCUCUCCUCCUUCUCUCUCUUCUCUCUCUCUCUUUUCUCUUCUCUCUCUCUCUCCCCCCUCUCUCUUCUCUCUCUCUCUCUUCUCUCUCUCUCUCUCCUCCUUCUCUCUCUCUCCUCCUUCUCUCUCUUCUCUCUCUCUCUCUCUCUCUCUCUCUCUCUCUUUUCUCUUCUCUCUCUCUCUCCUCCCUCUCUCUCCUCUCUCUCUCUUCUCUCUCUCGCUCUCUCCUCCUUCUCUCUCUCCUCCUUCUCUCUCUUCUCUCUCUCUUCUCUCUUAUCUCUCUCUCUUCUCUCUCUCUCUCUCUUCUCUCUCUUUCAAACACACAGACACGGCAAACCAAUCAAACGUGUUUUCGCUGUUGAUUACAUCAUUAGUAUGGUUUCUUGUAAAUAUAGAUUUACUAAGUGUUUAUUUUUUGUCUUUAAUGCCUUUGUAAAAGAAAGCCGAUAGAAUCUUUGCCCCUGUAAAUCUGGUUGGUGUCACUGUAUCCAUUUUGAUUUUCUUUGAAUGGGAAAAUUAGGUUCAGUCCACAAUGUGUCAUGGGACUCAAAACAUGACUGUUUCUCAAAUUGUAAGUGUUGUCAUGUCCACUCACACUGCUUUCUCUAUACACACACACACACACACACACACACACACACACACACACACACACAACCAUCCCACCUGUAGGACAGACAGAUAUACCUCAGUUGCCUGUUUUUAGAUACUUUGUAAUAAAAAAAAUCCUGAUGA
This is a messenger RNA of Oncorhynchus nerka (sockeye salmon), 6173 nucleotides long. RefSeq names its product neprilysin-like. The record is from RefSeq and is a predicted model, not a curated record. The transcript is spliced from 23 exons. Gene Ontology annotation, biological process: amyloid-beta clearance; protein processing. Lineage: Eukaryota; Metazoa; Chordata; Actinopteri; Salmoniformes; Salmonidae. Gene Ontology annotation, molecular function: metalloendopeptidase activity. Gene Ontology annotation, cellular component: plasma membrane. Bases 606 to 2948 code for a protein of 780 amino acids.